UCACGUUGUUUCCCUUCCAGGAGCAGGGCACCCCAUGAAGCCGCAUCGCCUGGCACUGACCCACAGCCUAGUCCUGCACUACGGGCUCUACAAGAAGAUGAUCGUUUUCAAACCCUAUCAGGCAUCCCAGCAUGACAUGUGCCGGUUCCACUCUGAGGAUUACAUAGACUUCUUGCAGAGAGUGAGUCCCAACAACAUGCAGGGAUUCACCAAAAGCCUCAAUGCCUUCAACGUGGGUGAUGACUGCCCAGUGUUUCCAGGCCUCUUUGAAUUUUGCUCUCGCUAUACUGGAGCCUCCCUGCAGGGAGCGACACAGCUGAAUAACAAGAUCUGUGAUAUUGCAAUAAACUGGGCUGGGGGCCUGCAUCAUGCCAAAAAGUUUGAGGCUUCUGGAUUUUGCUACGUGAAUGACAUAGUUAUUGGCAUCCUGGAGCUGCUUAAAUACCACCCACGUGUUCUAUAUAUUGAUAUCGAUAUUCAUCACGGAGAUGGUGUCCAGGAGGCUUUCUACUUGACGGACCGUGUCAUGACAGUGUCAUUUCACAAAUAUGGGAACUAUUUCUUUCCUGGUACAGGUGACAUGUAUGAAGUUGGUGCAGAGAGUGGUCGUUAUUACUGUCUCAAUGUGCCUCUACGAGAUGGCAUUGAUGACCAAAGUUAUAAACAUCUCUUCCAGCCAGUCAUUAACCAGGUGGUAGACUACUAUCAACCCACCUGCAUAGUACUGCAGUGUGGUGCUGAUUCUCUGGGUUGUGACCGUUUGGGUUGCUUUAACCUCAGUAUACGAGGACACGGAGAAUGUGUGGAGUAUGUAAAGAGCUUUAAUAUCCCCUUGCUGGUGCUGGGAGGAGGUGGCUACACAGUCCGCAAUGUGGCACGAUGCUGGACUUAUGAAACAUCACUGCUCGUAGAUGAAGCAAUUAGCGAAGAGCUCCCGUACAGUGAGUACUUUGAAUACUUUGCUCCAGACUUCACCCUUCAUCCUGAUGUCAGUACAAGGAUUGAGAAUCAGAACUCCAGGCAGUACUUGGAUCAGAUCAGGCAGACGAUAUUUGAGAAUCUGAAGAUGCUGAACCACGCUCCCAGUGUGCAGAUCCAUGAUGUCCCUUCUGACUUGCUCAGCUACGAUCGCACAGAUGAACCUGAUCCAGAGGAAAGAGGCUCUGAGGAAAACUAUAGCAGGCCUGAAGCUGCCAACGAGUUCUAUGAUGGUGACCACGAUAAUGACAAAGAAAGCGACGUUGAGAUCUGAGGGCUCUGAUGUGGGACUUUGGACUAUGAGGGGUCCCGCAUUGGACAUUGGUGCUUGGUGCAGUGAACUGGGGCACAAGUGAGCCGGCUCACCCUCCCUUCAUAUUUGAUUGCAUGUUGUGGUAGCAGAAACAGCACCAUUGCGGGCUUCUGCUACCUGGAGAAGCAGAGAGCGGUGAAAUGUGGUCCUUACGGUCUGCCAUGUGUCAGGGUUCCACAUGUCACCACUCUGGGAAACGGAGAUCCAAGUAGCACUCAAAUCUGUGCUGUAAACUCUGUCUGGCAGCCAUUCAACUACCUUCAGAGCCUGAUCUGCACUGGUUCGGUCAGCUCCUUUAACUCCAGUGCUGGCUGCUUUCUGCCAGAAAGGUGGGAGCUGGAGCGCUUGUGCCUAGAAUAUCUGCCUCUCUUCAGCAACAACACCGGAUACAUCCUGGUUUCCCCAGCCCUCUACUCAGGUACCCAAUCGAUUAUCCUCUGAAGCCUGCACUGAGGGUUGCCUCCCGAUAGCCUUUCUAACUAUCUGACGCUCCACAGCUCGAGGAAAACCAUUCAAGAAGACAAGGCCAGUUCUGGGCUGGGGCUGGGGAUGUGACUGGAGCAGGGAGCAGCUUGAUGGAGCAGGGUAGAAGAAUGUAUGCAGAGUACGGUCUUGUUCAUUCCUCCCAUACUUAGUUUUGAAUUCAGAAACAAGUACUGCAGCACUUGCUAACUUGGACCUAGCUCCCAUUUCUUAUCAUUCUUCAAGAGGCUAAAAUCACUGUGGAACAUAGGUUUGGUUGCCAAGGUCAGUACAUAAUGUGUCUUGCACCUUUAAUGUAGCUUCCGGCCAUGUUUUCCAAGUUCACACAUGCCCAUUUUAUGUGUUUGAAAAAGAUUUGGGCUGCUCACUUGGAGUGAAAAGCAUUCCUUCCUGACUGUGCCCAAGAGACAUCGCUCUGUUCAGGGGUGAGGGAAGCUGCUUCCUGUAACUCCUCUCCUCUUGCCCUCACAUAGCGAAGAGAUUUCUCUUCGCCAUCCCUGAAAUCUCAAACAUUGCUGCUCCCUCUCCUGAGUCAUCACCUGGCAUCUGUCACGGUUUGGAGAGUGUUGUUAGGGUGAGGGGAGGGGUUUAGCCUCUUACUGUCUGUACUGUUCUGUUUGUUUACUGAUGUCUUUAAACAUUAAAUCAAGAGGCAGUAUUUUUCUUA
Struthio camelus australis is the source of this 2441-nucleotide messenger RNA. The record is from RefSeq and is a predicted model, not a curated record. NCBI's taxonomy places the organism in Eukaryota, Metazoa, Chordata, Aves, Struthioniformes, Struthionidae.